AUGCUCGAUGAUGAUGCAUCAACAACCCAAGAUCCGAUAGUUUAUAAGGCGCCCUAUCAUUCUGGUGUGAUGGUAGAUCCUCAUUUAGACAAGAUCAAGGCGGCGGGUGGGACAUCCAUCAUCAAGGAUAACCAGUCGCUACGGAAGCUCUUGCAGACGUAUUUCCUGACGGAAUACACAUUCUUUCCGGCUUUCCACAAAAGACUAUUUUCUACAAGACAUGGUAUCAGGCUGCAAGGAGUACUGCUCCUCCCUUUUGGUCCAUGCAAUCCUCGCAUCGGCUUGUAUAGCACGGCUACUCCAGCACGAAUCAUCGGUCCCGAUUCUGGAGUCCCGAAACUCUGGGUUCCUGGUGCCUCGCAGAAGCGCGCCGCUGCGAUUGUGCUUGCAAUCGUAUAUGAUGCCAACGGCCGUGAUGAGGAGGGGAAAGCUUACCUAGCUCAGGCUGUUGCGGCUGCACAUGCAAUGCAGCUAUUCUCUCCACAGAGGAGCAGCGAUGACCGCAAGUUCUAUUCCAGAGCCGUUACGGCAUGGGCUCUUGUACACAGCUUUCACGUAUUCAAAGCACCACUGCUCUCUAUGCCCCCUAGCAUACCGCUCCCAGAGCAAGAUAAAUGUUAUGGGGACUUUUUGUUCCGUUUUCCAGCAGCUCAAGGACCUGUAUCGCUGAACUACGCCAAUACCUUCCGGGCACUCUCUGAGUUCCGACAUAUUAUGAAUAAUGUCGCAGCUGUGUUCUUCUCGGAUUUGAAGAACACCCCUGACUCCACGGUGGACAGAAUCAAGGGCUUUUGUAUUCGUCUAGACAGCUGGUACCAAACCUGCCGCCUGAUCUCAAAACCAGAGAGAUAUCUUUUCCAUGACAUCUCAAGCUCCAGUAAGCACCCAACUCAUUCACCGCAGCUUAUGUUGACUGUUUCCAGUAUGCACUACUACCAACUGAUAACAUUUCUUCUAGAAACACUACGUAUGACAUCUACACCUGCACUAGCUGAUGGAAGUGUUCAGAAGGUACUGAGCGACGCCAAGAUCAGAAUAGAAACCUUGAUACGGCUAUACUAUUUACGACAUGGAUUCGAGUCCUAUGACAUAAUGGUUAUAAGCAUGCAUUUUAUAGGGUUCAUGCAAGCAAAAGCCUUGGAUGUUACUGAGGCGGCAGGUCUUGAAAGCAGACGAUCGACUGUUGUCCUCGUGGCAAAAGGUCUCCAAGAUCAAAGCAAGAAUUGCUAUUUGGCAAGACUGGUGCUUCGUAUCCUGAAGAGCAGCGUGGGACGUGAGAACCAAUUUUUGCUGAAAGAAGUUGAUGAUGAGGAAGAAGAUGCCGAGGCGGAGAGGGUAAUGAAAGAGCAAGUGAAGUCAUCUUGGCCUAUUGAUCUCGAGUGGAUUGAUGUUGAUCCCGAGAAGAAGAGAUUGGAUAAUCUGAUUAAGAGGACAAAGGAAUUAGAACUUUAA
This is a messenger RNA of Fusarium verticillioides 7600, 1452 nucleotides long. RefSeq lists its product as hypothetical. The record is from RefSeq and is a predicted model, not a curated record. NCBI's taxonomy places the organism in Eukaryota, Fungi, Ascomycota, Sordariomycetes, Hypocreales, Nectriaceae. Bases 1 to 1452 code for a protein of 483 amino acids. The transcript is spliced from 4 exons.